Messenger RNA from Mustela lutreola (European mink), 3379 nucleotides. RefSeq names its product tetratricopeptide repeat domain 39C (gene TTC39C). Gene Ontology annotation, biological process: otolith morphogenesis; cilium assembly. Lineage: Eukaryota; Metazoa; Chordata; Mammalia; Carnivora; Mustelidae. The transcript has 11 exons. Gene Ontology annotation, molecular function: protein binding. The record is from RefSeq and is a predicted model, not a curated record. The coding region runs from base 116 to 1585 and encodes 489 amino acids.
CGCCCCGCUCGGUAGCGCGCCGCUCAGGGCAGGUAGAGCCGGGCUCCGGGCGCGCGGGGGCCGCAGCAGCUGCCGCCCGACCUCGCCUCGGCCCUGCGCACAGCCUCGCGCGCCCAUGGCGGGCUCGGAGCAGCAGCGGCCGCGGCGGCAGGACGACGGAGAAGCGGCGGCGGCGGCGGCCGCGGCGGCCGCGGCGGCGCCCCUGCAGGACGCGGAGCUGGCUCUGGCUGGCAUCAACAUGCUGCUCAACAACGGCUUCAGGGAGUCGGACCAGCUUUUCAAACAAUACAGAAAUCAUAGCCCGUUAAUGAGUUUUGGAGCCAGCUUCGUCAGUUUUUUGAACGCCAUGAUGACAUUUGAGGAGGAAAAAAUGCAGUUGGCGUGUGAUGACUUAAAGACAACAGAGAAGCUCUGUGAAAGCGAGGAGGCUGGAGUAAUUGAAACCAUCAAGAAUAAAAUUAAGAAAAAUGUUGACGUCCGAAAAUCUGCCCCCACUAUGGUUGAUCGGCUUCAGAGGCAAAUAAUCAUUGCCGACUGUCAGGUCUAUCUGGCUGUGCUCUCGUUUGUGAAACAAGAAUUGUCAGCCUAUAUAAAAGGUGGGUGGAUCCUUAGGAAAGCCUGGAAGAUUUAUAAUAAAUGCUAUCUGGACAUCAAUGCCCUUCAGGAACUGUAUCAGAAGAAGCUAACUGAAGAGCCUUUGACUUCUGACGCUGCAAAUGAUAAUCACAUUAUGGCUGAAGGGGUGUCUGAGGAGUCUCUAAACAGACUGAAAGGUGCUGUUAGCUUUGGAUAUGGCCUUUUUCACCUUUGCAUAUCCAUGGUGCCCCCCAACCUGCUCAAAAUCAUCAACCUGCUGGGUUUUCCUGGAGACCGCCUGCAAGGGCUUUCUUCACUGAUGUAUGCAAGCGAAAGUAAGGACAUGAAGGCCCCUUUAGCUACAUUGGCUCUGCUCUGGUAUCAUACCGUAGUCCGCCCGUUUUUUGCCUUGGAUGGCAGUGAUAACAAAGCAGGCCUGGAUGAAGCCAAGGAAAUUCUUCUCAAAAAAGAAGCUGCUUAUCCAAAUUCCUCCCUCUUCAUGUUUUUCAAGGGACGCAUACAACGAUUAGAGUGUCAAAUCAACAGUGCCUUGACUUCUUUCCAUACUGCUUUGGAGCUCGCGAUAGAUCAGAGAGAAAUCCAACACGUCUGUCUGUAUGAAAUAGGUUGGUGCAGCAUGAUCGAGCUGAACUUCAAGGAUGCAUUUGAUUCCUUUGAGAGGCUGAAAAACGAAUCCAGGUGGUCCCAGUGCUAUUAUGCCUACUUAACUGCGGUUUGUCAGGGAGCCACUGGUGACGUGGAUGGGGCACAGAUAGUCUUCAGAGAAGUUCAGAAACUCUUCAAAAGGAAAAACAACCAGAUUGAACAGUUCUCAGUGAAAAAGGCAGAGAGAUUUCGGAAGCAGGCUCCGACCAAAGCGCUGUGCGUGCUGGCCUCCAUCGAAGUGUUGUACCUGUGGAAAGCCCUUCCCAACUGCUCCCUCCCCAACCUGCAGAGAAUGAGUCAAGAGAUCACAAGCAGACGGAGAAGCAGGCAGAGAGAGAGAUAGAGGGAAGCAGGCUCCCCGCUGAGCAGAGAGCCCGAUGCGGGACUCGAUCCCAGGACCCCGAGAUCAUGACCUGAGCCGAAGGCAGUGGCUUAAUCCACUGAGCCACCCAGGCACCCCUAAACGACAUCUUUAAAUAAAAUAAAGCUUUAUUGGUGAUUAAAGAAAUAUCAUAGCAUUUUUUAAGUACUUAAUGGCAGACAUUGGAUGCUGUCUAACCUGGCAAAUUGUUUAGUUUGCUCUAUCCUGCUUUCUACGUAAGUAAGAAAGACAGUAUCGUCAGAGCCAUUUUAUGCAUGAAGAGACUAGUGCUCAGAUAGAGCUCGGUGACAUGGCCAGCUCCCAUCUGGACAGGUGUCCCUCCCUGCCCCUGAUCUGAGGACAGCUCAGCGAGUAGCUUUCCUACAGCUUCAUCUCCUGGGAGCAUGGUGAGAUUUACGUCCCGUAGCUAGCACAAUUGCACCAUGAGACCGUUAUGUCAAAAUAACGCAUACAUCCAGAAGGAUGGUUUUAUAGAAAUGUAUCCUUAUUCACACACAUGCUGCCCUUUUCCAAAAGAGGCUUAAUACUGAUAUUUGGACUUACUCAAAACUAGUUUGUUAGUCAUUAAAGGAAAUUUGUCAGAUUUCUGUAUAAUCACACUUUUGGAUCAAAUAUAGAAUUAUCCAUUGUAUCACAUACUUUUAUCAUCAGACUUCCUUGCAGGCACCUUUUGCUUAUUUCCAAAAAAAAAAAAUAAAGUCCCCCUUCAAAAGUAAAAAAAGCUUUUGUCAGUUUUGAUAUUCCAGAGAUCAAAGCAAUACAACUCCAAAAUAAGUUGUGUGCAGAGGCCCUGUAAUUAGAGUGUGUAGCCCUCCCAAGGGGGAUUGGUUGAAAGAAAAUUUUCUUGGGUGCGCAUAAGCUCUGCUAUGUCCAUUGCAAAAGGAUAUGCAUAAUUUUAAACCCAUCCCUAGUUGUGACGCAAGUCUAGAAUAUCUACAAAUGUCUAAUUCAAAGGAACAAUACAGAAUUUUAAGUGUUCUUUGAAAUGCAUAAAUACAAGAUCCUGUAGAGAGAAUUCAGACACAAAUGCAACCAUAAAAUAGGCUGUAAUCAGCAGGCACAAGAACGAUUAUCACUUAAUGUGACGAAUUGUUCUUGGGACCCCUUUCCAGGUAUCAAAAUAAAUAGCAAAGAUGUGGUCCUGGGGAAAGGGAGGCUCUUGAGUAAAUGCCAUUUAAUUCUUUAGCAUCUGUGUUAAAGAUUAGUGCAGUUUUGAGAUCGAUUAAUUAGCUUCUGUCAUUCCCCAGUGUUAAGCAGUAAUGAUCCAAAUCUCUUCCGCUGUGUAGAGUACAGAGCAGAUCUUUAUAGAGAAAUAGUGAGUUCCAGAAAAAACUGGUAGUCCAUGAUUAAUUAAAUGCUCCUCCCCAGCUUUAUGCAUUCAGCUGCUCCCAAGUCCCCGUUUGUAGCUCCCUCCCCACAGCACAUGUGGUUGGACUUUUACAUCCUUGUAUUGCGGUUUCACACAUAGACCUUUCCCCACCCACCCUCCCUUAUGCACUGCAUUCUUCCUUUGCAUUGUAAAGAAGUCUCUGUAUGUCCUCAGCACAGCACCCAGAGUGAUCCUAUUAAACAAAGUCCCAUGUCAUUUUGGAGCUCAGAAUCCUCUGUGGUUUCAUCUUCUUUAAGGUAAAUGUCCAAGUCCAUUCAGUAAAUGUCCAAGGUCUCCAGUGUUGUGUGAUCUGUCCACCAGCCACCCUCUUCCCCCACCCUAUCGCCUCUCACUGCCCUCCCCCCUUGCUUACCAGGCUCUAGUCA